AUGAAGGCAUUAACGAGGUAUGCUCCCAGAAACGCUUCGCAAUCGCAAGAUUGGAAACAUAUUUCCAAUCUGGAAUUGGCUGACGAUGAUCCUACCGGAUCAACACCGAUUGAUCUCAUAAUAGGAUCCGAUUUAUAUAAUCACGUACUCGUUCACGUACGUAACGGACCGCUCGGUCAACCAGGUGCAAUUGAAUCGCAUUUCGGAUGGAUCCUAUCCGGAACAACCUCUAUCCCGAAUCACGUGACACAACCCUCUCAUGUGGUAACUUCAACUCUCGUAAUUCCGCCUGUUGAGGAUGCGAGUCGCGUCGUGCAAUCAGCUCAGUUAAAUCAACGUUACAGUGUUGUCGCUCAUUGUUGUUCUCUCGAAAAUCAAUUGUCUAAAUUCUGGGAGGCAGAAGAAACACCUCAAUCAAUUGAAAUGUCCCCAGAUGACGAACAAUGCGAAGAACAUUUCAAACAAACGCAUUCGAGAACAUCGGAUGGGAGAUAUAUCGUGCGUCUGCCGUUUCGAAACGGCCCACCCAUCGAAAUCGGUGAAUCUCGCGAAAUAGCCGCGCGUCGGCUUUCGUCGUUACUUCGGAGAAUUAAUAAUCAACCUGCGAUUAAGCAGGAGUAUGCUGAAUUCAUGAGCGAAUACGCACAGUUGAAUCAUAUGAAAGUAAUCGCACCGGUGGAUUCAGUAAAUUCACAAGUCGUGUACAUCCCUCAUCAUCCGGUCAUUCGAGAGACUAGUUCGACAACUCGGUUGAGAGUCGUAUUUGACGCCUCAUGCACAACCUCUAACGACAUAGCGAAAAUGUAUAGACAAAUAUUGGUCGACUCGCGAGAUAGAGAUUAUCAACGCAUCCUAUGGAUAGAUGAAAAUUCGAAUAUUCAAGAACAUCAACUCCUUACGGUAACAUACGGUACGGCUUCCGCACCGUUUUUAGCUCUUCGAGUCAUUAAUCAGUUAAACGAUGAUGAAGGAAGCUCGUUUCCACUAGCAUCUGCGGUUUUAAGCGAGAACGUCUAUGUGGACGACGUGCUGUUUGGGGCCGAAGAUAUGCCUCUCCUUAAACAGACUCGAGAUCAAGUUUGCAAAUUGUUGAAACGCGGUGGAUUCGAUCUUCGCAAAUGGGCGAGUAACAAACCGGAGUUGCUCUCAGAUAUUUCAUCGGAUCAUCACGGGCUCGCACAGCUUAAAUUAUUCGAGACUGACAACAAUCUGAAGGUUCUCGACUCUCCCUUCUACAAAACGAACGAUUCUCUCUACCAUAGCCAGAAUAUUCGAUCCACUUGGAUGGGUCACACCCGUGGUUCUCAAAGCGAAAGUUUUUAUGCAGAAAUUAUGGCGACACAAGUAGGCUGGGACGACAAUCUCUCAGAAGAUCUCCUUUUACAAUGGAGCGUGAUUUAUAAAUCACUUCCUUACAUCAAAAGCAUAAAACUUAGUCGCUGGAUUGGAUGCGAUUCAGAUACCAAGAGCAUCGAGUUACACGGUUUCGCGGAUGCUUCCCAAGUAGCUUACGCCGCAGUAGUUUUUUUGAGAGUCACAACAUUAUCCGGUCAUACAACUGUUUCGCUCCUCGCUGGGCGAUCCAAAGUCGCGCCUAUCAAACCGCUGACAAUUCCUCGAUUAGAAUUGUCAGCUGCGGUCUUAUUAGCGCGCCUAAUUGAAUUCAUCAGAAAAUCUCUUCAUUUCACGAAAAUGCCAGUCCAUUGUUGGACAGAUUCGAGUAUUGUGCUUGCUUGGUUAAACAAGCACCCAUCUCAUUGGAAAACUUUCGUCUCGCAUCGCGUAACAGAGAUUCAAACACGAGUAGCUGAUGGCAUUUGGCAUCAUGUCAGUACACAUGAAAAUCCCGCUGACUGUGCAUCUCGCGGUUUACUCGGCACAGAAUUAAGCGCCUUCGACAUUUGGUGGCGCGGACCUUCAUGGUUGAGUCUUAAACAGGAUGAUUGGCCCACAUUCACAAUAACGCCGAUAGACGAAACACAGUUAGAAGAAAAACCGUGUCAAGUGCAUCAAGUGAACGCUAAUGAACCGUGGAAUCUCACUACUCGAUAUUCAUGGUGGCCAAAAUUAAUACGUAUUACCGCCUACAUUUACCGUUUCAUAAGGAAGUGUAGAAAGAAAGAAACACACAAUAAUCGAACAACAAGUCUCAAUAUCACGCUCUUACUACAGUUGAAUUCAACGAAGCACGAAACUUCUGGCUGA
Messenger RNA from Nylanderia fulva, 2205 nucleotides. The record is from RefSeq and is a predicted model, not a curated record. NCBI's taxonomy places the organism in Eukaryota, Metazoa, Arthropoda, Insecta, Hymenoptera, Formicidae.